GAGGGAGACCAGAUAUUAGUGGAAUGCAGGAUCUGGGGAGACAGAUUAUAAGUGAAUGCAUGAUCUGGGGAGGACCAGAUAUAGUGGAAAGCAGGGUCCGGGGGAGACUCGAUAUAGUGAAAUGCGGGGUAAGGGGAGAGCAGAUAUAGUGAAUGCAGGGUCCGCGGAGACCUGAUUUAGUGAAUGCAGGGUACGGGGAGGACCAGAUUAUAGUGAAUGCAGGGCACCGGGGAGACCAGGAUAUAGUGAAUGCAGGGUCAGGGGGUGCACCAGAUAUAGUGAAUGCAGGGUGCCGGGAGAGACCAGAUAUAGUGAAUGCAGUGGGUCCGGGCGGGAGACCAGAUAUAGUGAAUGCAGGGCCCGGGGAGAACCAGAUAUAGUGAAUGCAGGGUCCGGGGAAGACUCAGAUAUAGUUGAAUGCAGGGCGCCGUGGGAGACCUGAUAUAGUGGAAUGCAGGUUCCGGGGAGUCCAGAUAUAGAGAUU
This is a messenger RNA of Staurois parvus, 484 nucleotides long. NCBI's taxonomy places the organism in Eukaryota, Metazoa, Chordata, Amphibia, Anura, Ranidae. The record is from the annotation of a GenBank genome assembly.